CUUAAGAGAUGAUCUUGUUGACGCAGUUAAGUCAAUGAACGAAACUCUCGCAGAAAAUAAGCAAAAAAUAGAAAUUGUUUAUCAAGAAGUGUGUCACGUUAAAAGGCAACUUUUAGAAAUCACAAACUUCAUCCAAGCGCAACAACUUGAUUUUCAACAAAAAUCACGAGCAUUGUUGUAG
Messenger RNA from Racocetra persica, 181 nucleotides. NCBI's taxonomy places the organism in Eukaryota, Fungi, Glomeromycota, Glomeromycetes, Diversisporales, Gigasporaceae. The record is from the annotation of a GenBank genome assembly.